Messenger RNA from Ascoidea rubescens DSM 1968, 2223 nucleotides. Its product is annotated as tubulin alpha chain. The transcript has 2 exons. Gene Ontology annotation, molecular function: structural constituent of cytoskeleton; GTP binding. The record is from RefSeq and is a predicted model, not a curated record. Gene Ontology annotation, biological process: mitotic cell cycle; nuclear migration by microtubule mediated pushing forces; nuclear division. NCBI's taxonomy places the organism in Eukaryota, Fungi, Ascomycota, Saccharomycetes, Ascoideales, Ascoideaceae. Gene Ontology annotation, cellular component: cytoplasm; spindle; microtubule. Bases 410 to 1747 code for a protein of 445 amino acids.
AUUGGCCUGAGUGAAAUUUUACAAACAACUCAGCUGAAUUCUGUGCUAAAGAAAGGAGCUUUUUCACAGCUGUAGCAGUUACAACAAACACAUUCAACCAUUUACCAUUUAUUGGGGCACUAUUAACCAUCAAGGGCUAUCUUCUUUAACGCCAGGUUCACAAUAUUCACACCAAAUUGAGAUUCAUCCUCAAAUUACUUUCCCAUUCAAUUCUAUUCUGCUUGUCAACUCAAUAGAACUCAACAGAACUCAAUUUCACUCUAAUCAAUCGAAUUCCAAUUCACUUUUAUCCUAUUUUAUCCUAUUUUAUUUUAUUUCAUUUUAUUUGACCCAACCAUUAUCUAAUUUAUUUCGUUCUGUUUCAAUUUAAUCUAUCCUAAUCCAUUAUUUCAUUAGUCUGUAUCCAAAAAUGAGAGAGGUUAUAAAUAUUAAUGUCGGUCAAGCAGGUUGUCAAAUUGGUAACUCAUGUUGGGAACUAUAUUCUCUAGAACAUGGCAUCAAACCCGAUGGUUACUUAAUCGAUGGUUUAUCAAGACCAAAAGGUGGUGAAGAAGGCUUUUCAACUUUUUUCCACCAAACUUCCGGUGGUAAAUACAUCCCAAGAUCCCUAUCUAUCGACUUGGAACCCAACGUAAUUGACGAAAUUAGAACUGGUACUUUCAAAAAUUUCUUCCACCCUGACCAAUUAAUCAACGGUAAAGAGGAUGCUGCAAAUAAUUACGCCAGAGGCCACUACACUGUCGGCAGAGAAAUCUUAGAUACUGUCUUGGAUAAACUAAGAAAAAUGGCUGAUCAGUGCGAUGGUUUGCAAGGUUUCAUUUUUAACCACUCCUUAGGUGGUGGUACUGGUUCUGGUCUAGGUUCGCUUUUGUUAGAACACUUAUCAAUGGACUACUCCAAAAAGGCUAAAUUGGAAUUUGCUGUUUAUCCUGCUCCUCAAAACUCAACCUCAAUUGUCGAGCCUUACAACACCGUUUUAACCACUCACACAACUUUAGAACACUCCGACGUUACCUUCAUGGUUGAUAACGAAGCCAUUUACGACAUCUCAAGACGUAACUUAGAUAUCGCUAGACCAAACUUCAACACCUUGAACCAAUUAAUAGCCCAAGUCAUCUCCUCCGUCACCGCCUCAUUGCGAUUCGAUGGUUCAUUAAACGUCGAUUUAAACGAAUUUCAAACAAAUUUAGUUCCUUAUCCAAGAAUUCAUUUCCCCUUAGUUUCCUAUGCUCCAAUUAUCUCAAAAUCAAAAUCCUUACAUGAAUCAAACUCCGUCAAUGAAAUCACAAACGCUUGUAUCGAACCUGGCAACCAAAUGGUCAAAUGCGACCCAAGAUUGGGCAAAUACAUGGCCACUUGUCUCUUAUAUAGAGGUGAUGUUGUUACAAGAGAUGUCCAACAAGCCGUUGCAAACAUUAAGCAAAAAAAAACAGUACAAAUGGUUUCCUGGUGUCCAACUGGUUUCAAAAUCGGUAUUUGCUAUGAACCUCCAACUCAAUUACCCUCAAGUGAUUUAUCAAACGUUCAAAGAGCCGUCUGUAUGUUAAGUAAUACAACUGCCAUCGCUGACGCUUGGAAGAGAAUCGAUCAAAAAUUCGACUUAAUGUACAACAAAAGAGCUUUCGUUCACUGGUAUGUCGGUGAAGGUAUGGAAGAAGGUGAAUUCAAUGAGGCUAGAGAAGAUUUAGCUGCUCUUGAAAGAGAUUAUCUCGAAGUUGCUUCCGACUCAUUAGAUGAUGAAUAUUAAUAAGUUUCUAUAAUUAAGUUUUUAAUGAUUUAUUUUUAUCUUAUUUCCAUUUACCAUUUUUUUGUUGAUCCACUUUAUCUUAUCUUAUUUUAUCUUAUCUAAUUUUAUUCAAUUUUAUCUUAUCUAAUUUUAUUCAAUUUUAUCUUAUCACUUUUUUGUUUUUUUCUUAAAUCUUCAAAAAUAAUAGCUAUUUGCAUAAUAAUAGUACCAAUUGUUAGAUAGCAAUUCAUAUUUUGAUAAUCUAUUAAUUUAUCUAUCAAACUUAUCACUUUUAAAACAAUUUAUAACAUCAUUCAAUUUUCAUCACUUUUACAAAAUAAAAUCACUUACAAAGUAAAACCGCUUACAAAGUAAAUCGCUUUUUUUUCUUGGUUAACCAAAUACGUUUGCGAUAUAAGAGCAGAAUUCCGAAAUUUCAUUGCUUUAAAGUUUAUUUCCCUCUAAAUGAACAAUUUCUGUUUCUAUUAAUUAAUCAA